AUGGACCUCGAUCGCGAUCUGGCCUACUUCUUCCACUCUUUCUUACCCAUGAACGUCCUCACUAAAAACAACGCGUCAUGGCAAAGCGAAUUACAGCUUUUUUUGCAUCAAUCGCCUGCGUUGAGCAGUGCAGUCUCUGCUAUUGCUUCACUUCAUCGUUUUCAACAGGAAAGAUUGUUGCUUAACACAACAGGGGUGAGGAAGGACCAAGUUCAAGCUCUGAACUCAUUUAGUCAGGCUGUGAAACAUGUUAGGACUGCUAUCACUUCAAACUCAUUCGCGGGCCCUGCUCUAUUGUGGUCAACAUUCUUCCUAGCUUUAUUCGAGUUGAUGCGGGACAGCAGUGGCACGGACUGGCUUUCACACUUCCUGAAUGGCACGUGUGCCAUCCUCCGUUUGCAGCACCCAGCAUAUCUGCUGCUGACAAAUGCAGAUGCUAGCCAUAGGCGCAAUUUCUUUUUCACGACUCGCAUCUUCGAGAUUGCCCGGGCUUUGAUAUAUUCGCAGCCUACUUUUCUGAGUGAGCCUGAGUGGGCUAAUGCGCUAUCGCAAUGGUGGAGUUGCGAAGAAGGCCAAAGGCUGUGGCAUCCCAAAGAGGCACUGUUCGAUAUGCUGCCGCAUUUCUGUGACUUGAGCCUGCGCACCCUUCGCUUUGCCCAAACUGAAGAAACAUACCUACAGUCCAACUUGCAUCGCCCACAGGCUCAAAUGCUUGCUGAUGAGGGUAUUGAGUUGCAGCAAGGGUUGCAGCAAUGGUGGAUAUGUGCGGAAGCAUGGGGAAAAGAUACUUCCGAGGUGGAUGCUGAUCUUGUCGUAGCAAGAACAUACUAUCACGCCAUGAGCAUUUAUCUCUCAGGAUCUUACGACUACCACAGGCAUUGGAACCAGCCUGGCUCCCCGCCGGCUCCAAUACUGAACAGAUCGAGCAUCGAGAUGCACAUGAAUGAGAUCCUUCGGCUGGGUCAGGAAUUGCUUGAUCAUGGUCUUGCUGGCCUUUUGCUCUUCAUCCCACUUCGGAUCGCAGGAGCGCGUGUCUCUUACAAAAAAGACCAAGAUCUUAUCCUCCAAUUACUCAAAACCAUAUCGCAAAGAGGAUACGCUGUCGCAAAUGCGAUUCAUAUUGACCUUGUUGAACUGUGGGCGCGAAAUAUGAGCACAAACUGA
Messenger RNA from Bipolaris zeicola 26-R-13, 1164 nucleotides. RefSeq lists its product as uncharacterized. The record is from RefSeq and is a predicted model, not a curated record. Bases 1 to 1164 code for a protein of 387 amino acids. Lineage: Eukaryota; Fungi; Ascomycota; Dothideomycetes; Pleosporales; Pleosporaceae. The transcript is spliced from 2 exons.